GGAAAGGUAGAGUUUUACAUUUCCAUAUACUGCAUUUUACAGAACUGUGAGAAUAUGGUUAAAACGCGAUUCCGGACAGUACUGGCCAAGUGUUUGUCAGUAUAUGCCAUCAGGAUGUACAUGUAUCGGUUAUGUCCAAGAUACCCGUCAACUGUACAUAGGCCAAGAAAAUGGCACCAUAAUACAAUACUCUCGGAAGAUUGCAAUCGCCUAUCCAUUUUUUUGGAAUUUUCGUUCCAUGAUGGAUCAAAAGCAAAUCGGUAUUCGUCAACAUCAUUGUAGAAACUGUGGAAAAGCUAUUUGUGACAAUUGUUCCAGUAAUCGUGUAAAUAUUCCUAAUAUGGGAUUUGAAUUUGAUGUGCGUUGCUUUAUUAAUCAACGUUUACGUAAUAAUGUAAUUAAAACUACAGCAGAAACUCAAAUCUAUUAG
Messenger RNA from Glossina fuscipes, 430 nucleotides. RefSeq names its product WD repeat and FYVE domain-containing protein 2-like. The transcript has 3 exons. Gene Ontology annotation, molecular function: metal ion binding. Lineage: Eukaryota; Metazoa; Arthropoda; Insecta; Diptera; Glossinidae. The record is from RefSeq and is a predicted model, not a curated record. Bases 104 to 430 code for a protein of 108 amino acids.